Messenger RNA from Salmo salar (Atlantic salmon), 8266 nucleotides. The record is from RefSeq and is a predicted model, not a curated record. NCBI's taxonomy places the organism in Eukaryota, Metazoa, Chordata, Actinopteri, Salmoniformes, Salmonidae.
UGUGUAUUUACGGUAGUUUCCCUGCUCUCCAAAUCCCGCAGCACUUGUUGUGUCUUCUUGUGGUCACUUUGGAGCCAGAUAAGCUUUGACGAACGACACUGGAUUUAUUUUUAAUACAUUAGUGAUUUGCAGCAUUUAACAGUACUUUCUCUCAUAUAGGCUGUAUACCAAAACAUUACUUUUCUGAAAUACAUUUGAGUGUUGUCGCCUGCGCAUAGCCGUCGGACCGGCCUAUUCGGCAUUGUUUUUGGGGCGACCGUUAUCCAGCAAAAGAGCGAGACAGAGGCAGAGAGAAGGGCACUUAUUCCACGAGCCUCUUUAGCCCGAACGGAGAUAAAUCGAGGAUAACAUUCGUAAUUACAACCAUUUACGCAACCAGAUAACGGUGGACAGUUACGGAUACGUCUGGUAUCCAACAACAAGUCAACCUUCAGCCUGUCAUUAUUUUAUUUUGGUGAUCUUAUAUCGAGAAAAUUACCGUCCGUGUUCAUGCCAGAUCUGCAGCGCUUUAGUUUUCCAUACCAUAGCAUGAAUCCUUUGUUAGGGGCGAACUCGCUUCUCCAACAUCAACAGCAGCAGAACCAAGGAGGACAGAGUCAUCCGGAUUCCCCCUCAGGCCUUCUGCCCGAAUCCGUCUUCGGCUCGCUCGACCCGACGUCUUUCUUCCUGGGCGACCAUCCCGGACCGGGCACGGAGACUCAGCCAGGGUUCGAUUUCUCCACACCCUCACAAGCUUACCUGCAUCUGAACCAUAAUAACCACUCUUAUCACCGAUCUGUGCCCCAACCUCCUGCAGCGAUGGCCCUGAGGAACGACCUGGGCUCCAAUAUCAGUGUCCUAAAGACUCUGAAUUUACGCUUCCGAUGCUUUCUGGCCAAAGUGCAUGAACUUGAGCGAAGGAAUAAGAUUUUAGAGAAACAACUACAACAGGCGUUGGAUGCGAAGAACAGCUGUGAUGGGGGUUGUUCUGAAAUCGCUAGACGGGCCCAUACCCAAGAAACAGGUGUACAGACUGGGUUUGUGGGAACUAUCCCGCUCAGGCCCGGGUCACUCCCGUUCCAAAACACCAACAACUCCGCGAGACGACCCACUACCCUCUUCACACCUGCCCUCAACACUGUCCUCACGCUUGAGUCCAACAACAAAGCUGGAACAAACCCCACCGAACCGAAUCAGAAUCCGACCAUCACGGUAAGCCUAUCAACCCCGACAAUUGACUCUCCAGCCGGGUCCAAUUCAAUCACCAACGGGAAAACGGUUUCCAGUACUGGCACUGGAACCCCCACCAACCCGCCUCCCCGGUUCCUUCCCGGUACUAUCUGGUCCUACAACCAUACCCGCAAGCUCGGUUCUGGCGUGGAGACGCGCGUCACCAGCCCCGGUGUGUCCUGGGUCCAGCCGGACGGGGUCGGGGUCGGGGUCCAGAUUGAUACCAUUACCCCGGAAAUCAGAGCCCUGUACAACGUCCUGGCCAAAGUCAAGAGGGAGAGAGACGAGUACAAACGCAGGUGGGAGGAGGAGUACACUGUCAGAGUGGACAUGCAGCAGAAGAUGGAAGACCUACAGGAGGACCUCCAGGAGAGUGAGGGCUGUCAGGAUGAGUUGGCUGUCAGAGUGCAGCAGCUGAAGGCUGAACUGGUGCUCUUCAAAGGCCUCAUGAGCAACAACAUGUCUGAUCUGGACAGUAAGAUCCAGGAGAAGGCCAUGAAGGUGGACAUGGACAUCUGUAGACGCAUCGACAUCACGGCUCGCCUGUGUGACGUGGCCCAGCAGAGGAACUGUGAGGAUGUCAUCCAGAUGUAUCAGGUCCCUAACACCCAGUCUGCCAUCAACUGUCGCCCCCGGAAACAGACCCCGCUGUCCGUCAACAGUAGCGAGGGUGAUGAGACUAUCAGCACCUCGGAGAGCGAUGGGGGCCUGCCCAGAGAGGAGGAGCUCUGUGGCUCGUCAGCCAGUCAGAUCAACGAGGAAAUGCAGAGGAUGCUCAACCAGCUGCGGGAGUGUGAGUUUGAAGAUGACUGUGAUAGCUUGGCCUGGGAGGAGACAGAGGAGACUCUGCUGCUGUGGGAGGACUUCCCAGGAUGCACUCUGGCUCCAGAGACCAACCACCAGCCAGGAGAGGAAGACCAGUGUCUGGAGAAGGUGAUUAACGACACUGAGGACUUAUUCAAAUCCAGGGAGAAAGAAUACCAAGAGACCAUCGACCAGAUUGAGUAUGACUUAGCUACAGCUAAGAGUGAUAUGAACCGUCACCUACAUGAAUACAUGGAGAUGUGUUCUAUGAAGAGAGGCCUGGAUGUACAGAUGGAGACCUGCAGGAGACUCAUCACCCAGAGUGGGGACAGUAAGCCUGGCUGUCCUGUGGCUGGUGAGGAGAGCGUUGACCAGGCAGAGAAGGAAGGGACAACAGCGUCACCACCUCUCUCCAACUCUCCUCCCAGAUCAUGACCUAUCAAGACCACCUCCAUCACAUGACCUUCAUUCCAUCCAACCACAGCACCACUCAACACCCCGCCGUCACUAUAGCAACGCCAUGUUUACAUUCUAAUCACUAGAUGUUUGUUAGUCUUUUUAAAAUUUUCUUCAAGCCAUCUUCAUUCACAAGCCUCAAUAUAGGAAAGUGUCAGAUCUAUCUGUUUUAGUGACUGGGAAGUGGUAUUACUAGCACCAUGGAAGUCUGUACAUAAGACUCCACUGUUUAGCAGAGCUAAGGUAACGAGGUAAUGGAUUGAAAUACACAACUUGAAUUGAGAAUACCUCAUAGAAAAGUAUGAGCAAUAUUUGAAUGAACUCAUAUGAGUUGUAGGCUAGCGUGUACUCUUAUGGUAGGUAGUUGUUGGUACUACAGAGAACCAUGGUAAUAACUCUCCUAUAGCAUGAUCCAUUUCCACGCAGCCAUAAUGAUAAACACACCGCACACACACCAACACACACCAAUACAUUCAUGUCAGGCUAGCAUAGCAGAUCAUUCUAACAGUGUGCUGUCCUGUUGCUACAUUAUGAGGGUUGUUUUCAGACUCAGUCAAACUCACCUAGAAGUAUAACACAGUAAAUAUAAGCCUUAGGGUGUGUUUGUAAAUUCACUGGAGUGCCAGAGUGCGCUCUGGGCGUUCGUACAUUUAAAGCGUUGUCAGAUUGUCAGUUCGUAAAUUCUGAGUGUUUCGCUCUCGGAGCGUUCGGAGCGCACGCUGGACGCUCUGUCCGAGUAGUAGGGUUGAUCCGAGCAUUCUGACCUCGCAACAGCAGUCAAGCACCCAAGCUAACUGGCUAAAGUUGGCUACCUUGCUAGUUAACUACUUCCAGAUACAAAUGAGAGAACACCUCACUCUGACCAUUUUACUCUCCCUAGCAGAGCUGGUUAGGCUGUUUAUGUUAUCCAGGGCGUUGGUGACUGUAGCUGUGAUGCUGGCAAUAAUUUUAUUACGCUUUUUUGCCUACGUUUACUGACACCGGCUAAAUUCAAUGGGUGUUGAGCGUUAGUAAAUUCAUCAGAUGAGAAUGCUCUGAGAGUGCUCUGAAAUCGGAGUAGAUAGCCAGAGAAAAUGUACAAAGCAAAGCCCAGUUGGCAAGAGAGAGAAACUCCAGAUGUAUCACUUUAUUAGCAACAAAACAGAAAUAUACUGUACUGUAUCAUAGUUAUUCAAACAGACUAAAAUAAUAUCAAAUCACUCAUUUUAUCAAGACAUCAACACUUCAUUCAUAUGUAUCAAUGAAAACUAGAAAAAGUCAAGUAGUAAACUAAACUCUAAGAUGCAGUCACUCCGAUGGCGUCACUGAUAUCCCCUGUGUGUGAUUCUGCACUCAUGAGUCACAUUUUCAAACAAAAGCCUGCUCGAUUCUCUGCCCUUUUGUUGACACCAGACAGGGUGUCAAGGUAACAUUAUUUUACCGUCCUGUUUCACUUACCUGCUAUUUACUAAGGAAUUAUUGGAUAACAUUGUGUAACAUUCUGUUCUUUCUUCAACACAAUUGGUAACUACCUGUACUAAAUGUUACAUAGUGGUGCUUGUUUCACUGAAUCCCAAAGAACCCCAAAAGUAGUUUUAUUGUAAUUAUAAUGUAAUACCAUUUUACUGUGUCGAGUAAAGUAAAUAGGAGACUGUAACCAGAGUCAACAAGAGGAGAGAGGGGGGAGAGAGAGAGAGCAGAGAUUUUUGUUUUAGAAUGCAGCCGUAGCCUAGGGUUUCCACUAGAUUACACAGCCACAAAGUUAAAAUUGGCUAUAUCGUAAUAUUUCAUGAAAAUAAAAAUGUGCUUUUUGGUCUUAAUUUAAGGUUAGGGUUAGACAGAAGGUUAGCAGUGUGGUUAAGUUUAGGGUCAGAUUUUAAGAAGAUAAAUUGUAGAAAUAGGAAGGGUUUAUGACUUUGUGGUUGUGUAAACUAGUGAUGACCAUAGCCUAGCCUGGUUCCAGAUCUGUAUAUGUGCUUUAGUCAACUCCUCUAACUAUUGUUGUCAUGCCAUAUGAUUUUCUAUGUGACUCCAAAGAGGCCAUCUCUGCCACUGAUCCACUUCUAUCAGGUACUUUGACAUUUUGGCAUGGCAACUAUGGUGAGAAAAGUUCGCUAGAGCACAUACUGAUAUUGGACCAGGCUAGCCAUAGGCUCUGUGUCGGCCCUAUAUGUGGUAGUGCAGUGUGAAUAGUGUAAAUACUCUGUUAAAGCUGAUCUGAUGUCAGCUCUGGGGCCUUGCCCUGCUCUCUGUGUGUCUCUGUCACUGACACAGUGAGAGGGAUACAUAUGACAAAGGGCAUUGACACCCAAGUGUUAUUAUACCUACGAGCUGUCUAAUGUAUACUAAUGUUUUGUUUAGUUUCCAGCAGCAGAGAGCAGAGGAAGACCCUGCUACUCUGUCCUCUAGCAGGGAGAUAGGUAGGCUAGGCUAUGAGAAGUUAGAUAGGAGAGAUCUGUGUAUCUGUUCUGUGCUCUCUAUUUCUAUGUGCUGUAGUCUGAUCUGGUUGGUAAGGACUCAAAUGCAUCAGUAGUAUUGUAUCAGAGAGAAACGGAAGAUUGAUGAACAGGCUAUAAAAGACAGAAUGUCUACAGAUAACUAGGUCUACAAUAGAACACGAUAGAUGGGUGGAGCUGUUACUACAGUUAGAGAGCCUAGAUGACAAGUAGAUAGACAGACAGAUGAAUGUACAGUACGGAUAGAUAGAUGGACAGAUUAAUGAAUCCAUGGAUAGAUUGAUGACCUGCUGAGAUAAUUUAUGUUUGCUACUUGAGUGUCAAAGCAACUGAAAACAAGCAGUCUGAAUGAACUUUGAGAAAUAUUGCUGAGACAUUGUUAUAGAAGUACUAAAUACUGAUGCUGAAAAUCUAUCCGACACGGUACUUGAUAUGACCUAACCUAUUUUUGAGCUUAAAAGUUAGCCGUUUAUAAAGAAAGAGCAAAGCAAAUAUGUAUAUUCAAUAAUACAGCAGUAACAGCAGUAAUAACAGUAUUAAAUGUAACAGAAGAAUAAGAAUGACAUGUACAGAUGUAGGAUCUUAAUUUGAUCACUUUUGUUGUUGAGAAUUUUCCUGUUCUAAAAAGGCUUCUAAAGUUUGUAAUUUCCACUCUGAAAUUUCAGACUUGAUUUCCGUAAUGAAAAAUGCAUCAACCCCUACAAAAUUGGCCGUUAAUUAUAAACCACAUAAUAAAUCACAUUUCCUGUUGCUGCAGAAUUUUUUUCCUGCUGUAGCAAACUGGCUCAAAUUAAGAUUCUACGUCUGUAAUAAUUCGAAUUCGUAGACGUCACGAAUGUAAACAAUUAUUGAAGGAAAACUUGUUUUAUUUUCUCCACUUGUCACUUCAUAUUUGUAGAUGUGGUGAAAUAGUGAGAUUGUUAGAGCUUAGGAGUAGAUUUCCUCUCUGUUAAUUCAACAUACACUAUGUUAUUAUUCACUAGAAUGUAGAUGUACAAUACAUUUUUGUUCCUCUUCCUUGACAUUUAAAGAUGCAUUACUUUGAGUAUAAAACACCCUCUUACCUCAGAUAAACAAUAUUUAAUAACUCACUAAUAGAACCCAAGGAUUCCUUCACAAAUAAUAUCUCUUUAUCAACAACCAAAUGGAGUCUUCAGUUUAGUUCAUUUCAUUUGUGUUUCUUUCUUUUUCUUGUUUGAUGAGGAAGUUGUUGAAUCAGGUGCAGGCUGCUGGUCACACCUCAAUAUUCUAGUAUUCUAGAAGGGUUUCCAAGGCUUUCUCUGAACGAUUAUAUAGGUUGUGAAGAACAGGUUUUGGAACCAUGAAAAAAUGAUAUGCAUGUCUUAAACUAUGUAUUGGGUAUGCCAUUCCUUGGGCUAGGAGUUUCUCCUGACCACAUGACCUAGGUCCUAGACCGGGGUAUUCAACUCUGACCCUACGAGGUCCGGAGCCUGCUGGUUUUCUGUUCUACCUGAUUUACUAAUUGCACCCACCUGGUGUCCCAGGUCUAAAUCAGUCCCUGAUUAGAGGGGAACAAUGAAAACAUGCAGUGGAACUCGCUUUGAGGUCCAGAGUUGAGUUUGAGGGUCCUAUGCUAUAAUGCUUGGGUUUUUUCUGCUCGGCUCAUAUGGCCAGUAAAACUCCUGGCCCUAGCGUUCCUGCCCUUUGGCCAGAACUGGAGAUUAAAAUGGAGAAUAGAAGGCAGCGGAGAAAUAGUGUGAGAAUAUGUACUGUUUUUUUUUUCUUUGUAUAUUUUACUACACGCACAGAGAGACUGAGUCUCUGCAGUAUGUAUGCAUGAGUCAGCGUGUAUGUUUAGGAGAGUGUUCUAAUGGCCUUGGUUUUUAAAAAGAGUUUUACUGGUUCACUUACAACAUGAAGAAUGCAAUUGUCCCAAAAUGCACACUGUCUUCCGGUGUCUGUCUGACAAUAGACCAAUUCAUAUCCUCUUCACAACUGAACUGAAGGCUAACUGAAUCAUUGUAAACUAGAGUGGUAGGGACCAUACAGUGAUGUGUUCUGCUGACUGGAUUCCCAUCUCUACAAAUGUCUUUAAAUCGCCUUGAAAUACUGUAUAUAUGUAAAUCAAAGAUGUACAAUAAUCUCUCUAAUAUUCCUUCAAUAAUCCACUUUCUUCAUGAGUGUAUGUGAUUACAAAGUAAAUUCUUUUUAAAAAUGGUACCAAAGUGUAAAAAAAAAAAAAAAAAGAUUACUACUCAAAUGCUUUAACAUAAUGAUGGUAUGAUUGCUAUGAUAUUGUAUGCAUUAAAGGAAAACGCUAUGUUGGAUAUAUUGUAUGUUUAAACACUGGCAAUGCAAGGAGGUCCACAGACAAAAAUACUUUAGUGUCAGGUUCCAGGAUUUGGCACAUAGCUGAACUUUUAAUGUGGAUGGAGAUAUUUGAUUGGUCCUUAAUAUUUCUCGUAGACCAGGAGCCAAUGCUCUUGCUCUGUGAGGGCCAGUGUAUUCUCUGGUCCAUACAUUUCACCAUCAACUAAUUCCAUCUGGCCUGGGUAAGCUAGCAUGCAGGUGAAUAGACUGAGUUGUCAAUGAGAAGACUGUUAGGAAUCACCAGGGCCUCAUUUACUAAGCAUCUGCACCAGUGCCAUGUUUACACCUGCUCUGUUCAGAAGGGAACGAGUCAUAGAACAAAAGGUCAAGGGACAAGUAAAGUCCCUUUUCUGUUUCUAGCUUUGUAUCUCAUCUUAGAAUUCCCUCCGAAAAGAGCAAGUGUAAACAUUGCACUGCUUGGUAAAUCAGGCCUUGGUCUUUGUUUUGGUGAGGUGUGAGUUCUGUGAAACUGGACUGUCCCCUUGAACAUGUGUGCUUCAACUCUGAGCUCUGUGUACUGACAGAGAGUUCAACGCUGAGCUCUGUGUACUGACAGAGAGUUCAACGCUGAGCUCUGUGUACUGACAGAGAGUUCAACGCUGAGCUCUGUGUACUGACAGAGAGUUCAAUGCUGAGCUCUGUGUACUGACAGAGAGUUCAAUGCAGAGCUCUGUGUACUGACAGAGAGUUCAAUGCAGAGCUCUGUGUACUGACAGAGAGUUCAAUGCAGAGCUCUGUGUACUGACAGAGUUCAACGCAGAGCUCUGUGUACUGACAGAGUUCAACGCAGAGCUCUGUGUACUGACAGAGUUCAACGCAGAGCUCUGUGUACUGACAGAGUUCAACGCAGAGCUCUGUGUACUGACAGAGUUCAACGCAGAGCUCUGUGUACUGACAGAGUUCAACGCUGAGCUCUGUGUACUGACAGAGAGUUCAAUGCAGAGCUCUGUGUACUGACAGAGAGUUCAACGCAGAGCUCUGUGUACUGACAGAGAGAUGGAAUGAAGAAUAAAAGAUACAGCUGAGCAAUA